Molecule: messenger RNA, 2080 nt
Organism: Bufo gargarizans (Asiatic toad)
Lineage: Eukaryota; Metazoa; Chordata; Amphibia; Anura; Bufonidae
Gene: STC1
Product: stanniocalcin 1
Exons: 4
Coding region: 21-767 (248 amino acids)
Biological process (GO): intracellular calcium ion homeostasis
Cellular component (GO): extracellular region
Molecular function (GO): hormone activity
Source: RefSeq, a predicted model, not a curated record
GUCUGAGCUGUCAGUGGAGAAUGAACGUCAAGGGCAGCCUCCUCCUCCUCCUGCUGGUCAGUGUGUGCUCAGCCUACGAUGAGGAUGAAGAGCUCGCAGACUCUGUGCUGAUCAGGAAGAGCAGAGGAGCCCCCCAGAGCUCAGAAGUUAUUCGUUGCCUGAAUGGAGCAUUGACAGUCGGUUGUGGAGCCUUUGCCUGCCUGGAAAAUACAACCUGUGACACUGACGGCCUCUAUGACAUCUGCAAGUCCUUCUUGUUCAAUGCUGCCAUGUUUGACACCCAGGGCAAGGUGUUUGUGAAGGAAAGCCUUAAGUGCAUAGUUGGUGGUAUAACCUCAAAGGUGUUCCUGGCUAUCAGAAGAUGCUCCAAUCUACAACGGAUGAUUGCUGAGGUACAAGAGGACUGUUACUCUAAGCUUGAGAUUUGCAGUAUUGCCCGUCACAACCUAGAGGCGAUCACUGAGGUUGUGCAUCUACCACAGCAUUUUUCCAACAGAUAUUACAACAAACUACUGAGCAGUCUUUUGGAAUGUGAUGAAAGGACAGUCACAGCUGUGAAGAACAACUUGAUGAAUCAGAUUGGACCUAAUCUGGCCAGCCUGUUCAAAACCCUUCAAGGUGACAAGUGUUUCCAAGUCCAACCCAAAAUAGACUUUAAUCGUAAGAGAAAUGUUGAUCCACAGAAACUCCGAGUGUAUCUCAGUAGCUUCAGAAACGAAGACCUUGGAACUCUCUCUUCUACCCAAGACUCAUCAGAAGAUUAUUAGCAGUAAUAAAGCUUGGGGAAUAAGAAUGACCAUGACCAGAAAAAGUGUUAGAUGUAGCUCAAUUAGAACACUUCUCAGUUAUUUUGUUGAGUAGCCUAAUUAUUAGCUUUCCUCAACUUUCUACAUAAAUAUAUUGGAUGAUGGUCUCCUAGUAUAGUGAAUAAUCUCUUUUUUUCAGGUAGCAGUUCUUAUCUGCCCCUUUUCAUGGGAACAUAAUGCAUGAUUUACCCACCUAAAAUAUGACCCCAAAUUGGGUAUCUGUCAGAUAAUCUAGAUUAUUGUCUAAGACAAAAAAAAUAGAGACACCUUUUCUAUAUACUUACCUUAACGAGGUUGUACAGGAAUUUUUUAAAAUUCUCCUUCCACCCGGGAGUACCUGUCAAGAGAUCUAUACUUAGCUGCUCCUGCUCCACGCCGCUCAAUUCUGGAUCCCAGGAUGUCAACUUCAGCAUGGAUAGGGUCACAUGCCCUGCUGAAGCCAGCCACUGGCUUCAGUUGUGAUAUAAUGCCAAUCAGCUGCAGUGGUACACGUGACCCUGUCUGUGCGGAAUUUAACAGGUGGACCGGAACUCCAGUGAAGACUGCCUGGGAGCCACUAAGCCAGAAUGAAGCAGCAGAAAGCAGGUAGGUAUAGUUCUCGUAACUGGUGUGUGUCUAGGGGAAUAAAUUAAAAAACCUGGACAACCACUUAAAAAUUUUGCUUAGUCUUUUGCAGGGGCGUCGUUAGGUCAAAACAUUCGGGGCUUGAGCCCCGGAUGUUUUGACCAGUGCCCCGAAUGUAUUGCUGCCACUGGCAGGGCCGGCCUGUGCUCUGAGUCUUCUGCACUACACCGGCCCCGCCGAUCAUGUGUAAAUAAUCCUAAUCCGCCACGGCGCCGCCUGCCCUGUGCCUGAGCGCAGAUUUAACUUAACUUGAUAAAUCAUCCGCCGAUUCUGCGGCCGGCUGCUCAUCUCACUAGAUUGCACUGCAGCUCCGCCUCCGGUAACAGCAGGCAGUGCGGGCGGCACUCGCUCACUGACGUCAGGCGCCUGCUACUCCCACUAGGCGGCGCAGGCGCGUGACGUCAGUGAGUGAGCGCCGCCCGCACUGCCUGGAUCUGAUUAGCUGAGACUCUGAUGUCAGUAAGACUAGGUCACUAUACUAGGAUUAUUACAGUUUAAAAUCAUGUACAGUUGUACACUCCGGUGAGUGGAGGUGAGGGGGAUCUGUGGAUGGCACUGUUAUGGGGAGGGGGAUCUGUGGUGGAUGGCACUGUUAUAGGGAGGGCUGGGGGAUCUGUGGAUGGUAUGGCACUGUAAUGGGGAGGGCCGGG